AUGGCUCGGAUUUUUACUGGGAUAGAUCUGAGCUCUUUCUGGUGGUGCUGCUGCUGUUGCUGCUGCAAUCAAAGGCAUCUUCUAGCUGUGAUAUUCAUCUUUAGCAUCGUAAUGGGAGCUCCACACACCGAUCCCUCGGCGGCGGCCGUACCGAUCCCUCCACUUCCGUCGGGGGCGCUGUUCGCCACCAAAAACAACACAAAAGUCACCGCACAACGGGGCGGCACGGCGCUGCUGCCGUGCACCGUACUCAGCCAGCCGGCCGCCACGGUAUCGUGGAUCCGCCGACAGGACUUUCAGCUGCUCACCGUGGGGCUGUCGACGUACAGUAGCGAUGAGCGGUUUAUGGUGGCACAUUUACGGCACUGGGGCCUCUGGGCGUUGCGGAUCAAAUCGGUGCGCGCCGAGGACGAAGGCGUCUACGAGUGUCAGCUGUCCGUGCAUCCCGUGCAGUCCGUGUUUGUCGAGCUUAAAGUAGUAGAGGCGGAAGCCGAAAUCGUUGGCGCACCGGAUCUACACAUCGACGAGGGCUCCACGUUGAGGUUGGAGUGCAAAUUACAACGUGCCACAGAGAAUCCCACGUUCGUGUUCUGGUACCACGAGCACAAUAUGGUGAAUUUCGAUCAGUUGAACGGAUUUUCCGUAGCUCCGUUCCAACCGUCGGCUCCGGCCAUCCACCAGCACCUGCAGCACUACCUUCCACACCCACUCCUCGACCACGGGCCACAGCUCUCGGCCGAAGACCAGGACUUUGGCGGCGUACUGGAUGAUGACGACUUACUCCAGCGUUCACUGCACCUGGAUCAGGACGCCACUUCGCCCUUCCUGGCCACCUCGUCGUCUGCGUCGGCAUCAUCUUCGCUACUGCUGGCGUCUCUCGCUGCGGCGGCCUUCUCUUCUUCCUCCUACCAAAACCUCGAACCGGCCCCGGACAUGUCCUUCGAGUUCGGACCUGAGCCGGGCCCGGGUCUUUCGUCGGAAUCGUCGGACCCGCUGGACGCGAGCGGCGCCCGUCGGCAUAAUCAUAAUCACCCGCAUCACGGUGCCCACCCUCAGCAUCCCCACGUCCAUCACCACGCCCAUCAGCAUCAGCAUCAGCACCAUCAUCACCAUCACUUCCCGCGGGGAGCGUGGCCCACGAACCACUCCUCGCCGCUGCUGUACUCGCACAUCCUCACGCCGGCCCCGAGCGUGCUUACGAUCAAGAAAGUCCACUUUAAGCACGCCGGUAAUUACACUUGCGCCCCCUCGAACGCCCGUCCGGCCAGCAUCACCGUGCACGUGCUGCAAGAUAAAAAACCAGCCGCCAUGCAGCAUGCAAACCGCAGUCAGCUGGAUGACGGAAGUAAGCAAUCGAGAAAUGGAUGCCCUCACCAAGGCCACCACUACCCAGCGUUUCCGAUGGCCGCAUUGCUAUUUCUUUGCUUCACGUGCCACCUGUGCACGCGGCACGAUUGGUUACAACGGUGA
Molecule: messenger RNA, 1470 nt
Organism: Anopheles cruzii
Lineage: Eukaryota; Metazoa; Arthropoda; Insecta; Diptera; Culicidae
Exons: 7
Coding region: 1-1470 (489 amino acids)
Biological process (GO): synapse organization
Cellular component (GO): neuron projection membrane
Source: RefSeq, a predicted model, not a curated record